Messenger RNA from Caenorhabditis remanei, 1788 nucleotides. RefSeq lists its product as uncharacterized. Lineage: Eukaryota; Metazoa; Nematoda; Chromadorea; Rhabditida; Rhabditidae. The record is from RefSeq and is a predicted model, not a curated record. Bases 1 to 1788 code for a protein of 595 amino acids. The transcript is spliced from 16 exons. Gene Ontology annotation, cellular component: membrane.
AUGCGUACGCUUUUCAACACUCUUUUAUUAUUAUUCGCUUUUUAUAUUUGUGAAUGUGAUAAGUUCGAAGACUUGGAGCUUGGCAAAACUUAUGAAAACCUGAUAACUGAAGGGAACUUAACUGCAAAACUUUAUCGAGUUGUUCUCAAUGUGGACCACCCGCCUCCUGCUAUCCGAGUGUCUGUUGCUUCAAAUAAAGCCACGAUAAAAAACCCGUUGACUUUGACUAUCGUACGUGGAAAAACUAUACAUAAUAUUGCACUAUCUCGAGUUCAAUCUCAACAAGGACAACGUUUUGAAUAUUGGUUUGCUUCAGACACAUUAUGUGACUACGACAGAUCGAAUGAACAGCUUGGGCAACCCGUUCAUUUAUCAAUCGCGAGUUCGUUACCGGGCGUUUUCAAUCUAUCAGUUAGACCAGUGAACAAUUUUCACAUCGGGGACGAACCAGUCAAAUCUCGUACAUCUCCGUCAGAACCACGGUUUUAUUUGUACACAUUCCCAGAAGAUGUGGAAAAAGUUGAUGUAAGAAUCACUUCAACAAGUGAAACCUGUGGACGAUUAAUUACUCGAAAAGCAUUUUGCCCACUGUUCGAUGCUUCCGGAUUACCAGAGCUAAGCGAAGUAUUUUUUUUUCAAACUUUCACAAAAUUUGGUGGCUUCACACUUCGCAAAUCUGACAUUGGACCACAAUUUCAUGUUGCGUUCACAGUGAAUCCUGAUGAUUCUCUUUGUGGAUUUCCAGCAAACUACUCAGACAGUGAUGGCGGUCCAGCAAGAAUCAAAGCUGCGACGAUAUCAGUCACUCCGGUCACAGGAAGUAAUUUCUGGUAUCUCGUUCCCAUUUUGGCCUAUGCAGCGUAUUUAAAGUAUAGAAUGUUGGAUCGGCAUGAGAACAAUGAACCUAAUAUCUUCGAAGGGACAGAUUCAGAAGGAAAUGUGAUAAUCGACAAGUUAUGGUUAUUUGAUAAGCCAACAAUGAUAGUAAGUCACAAGGAAUACGAAAAACAACGAUUGGUGAAAGAGUCUAAAUAUUUCAACAGUAUGGCAAUCAUUGGAAUACUCAACCUAAUUGUUGUUUUCCGCAAACAAAUUUUCCAUUAUCAAGUUCCCCAGUUCCCGACAACACAUGGAAUUCAGCAAAGGGAUGCUCCUAAGAUAGUAUGCUUGUUGGGAUUGAUAGCAAUGGGAAUAUUGUGGACCAUCACUAGCAAUUGUCCGAAUAAAACAACACUUCAUCUUUAUUCGUAUACAUCGUUGUGGCUUUGCUAUUCUGCCACUAUGUGGAUAUAUUCAAAACGUCAUGGCGUUAAAAAGUGGCAACAGUAUUUCAUUAUUGCAGUGUCGUCUGAAUUUGGUUGCCUCACGCUGGCGGAAUAUAUGUUUGAGAUGAGCGGCAUAACAAAAAUCAUUGUCAAAAUUGUGUUUUUCUUGUCUUCCGUUGUUUCUUCAGGAUAUCUGUGUUUCAAAUAUUAUUAUGAAAAAAUCCGUUUCGAACGCAGUUCAUUUUCGUUUUCCUACAAAAUUAUUGGAUUCUUAUUGAUUUUAUCUUUCUUUUCCUUCGAGUUUGUAAGCAGAUCUAUAUCAUGGUUCUUGAGCACCUCCGAUUAUUUGCUGACACCUGCAAAGUCUCGUGAACUUAACAUGAAAUGCGUUUUCCCUGGAAUUGACUGGAAUGAUCUUCGUCAUUACAACUGCGCUUUCGAUUGUUUUUUGUUCAUUUUGCUGAUGGAUUUCAUUGAUUCCAAUCUUAAAGGUGUUCCGAAAAAGCAUAUUUUUGUGUUUUAA